Molecule: messenger RNA, 1491 nt
Organism: Emiliania huxleyi CCMP1516
Lineage: Eukaryota; Haptophyta; Isochrysidales; Noelaerhabdaceae
Exons: 6
Coding region: 1-1410 (469 amino acids)
Biological process (GO): cellular response to hypoxia
Molecular function (GO): peptidyl-proline dioxygenase activity; ferrous iron binding
Source: RefSeq, a predicted model, not a curated record
AUGACGCUCAUCCGGGAGCGCUUCGCGAGCUCGCGGCUCCUCGAGGCCGGCUAUGCCGUGCUGGAUGACUGCAUCCCCGCCGAGCCGGCCGCUGCCAUCGCCGCGGCGCUUUCACGGCUGCGUGGAUCUGGCCAGCUGCGGAAGCACCGCUUCGGCUUCAAGCCGCCCGACUCGGCCGCGCCGCGCAUCCUCACGAAGCCACACAUCUUCGAGGCGGAGCUGGAGGACGCGCCGGUGCAGGCGGCAGCGCCUGACCUCGUCUCCGCCCUCGGCCAGCUCGAGCUGCCUCAGGCGGCGGCGUGCAGCUUCCCGGAGCUGCAGCUGGACCCUGACGGCGUGACGGAGUGGAGGGAGGGGGACGGCGGCGAGCUCGAGCUCUCUCCCUGGCUCGGCCAGCGCGUCGUGCUGCCGCCCGCCCACCGCCGCGUCGUCCUCUUCCUUUCCGACCGAGUCCUCCAUCGUGUACUCCCCUCUGCCGCCCGCCGCUUCUGCCUCACGAUUUGGUGCGACGGCGCUGGCUCCAACGAGGCCGACGACCUCCGGAUCCGGAUCCCGCCCGGCGCGAGCGCGGGGUCUGUGGUGGCAGGGAUGGGGCCUGCCCAGCGCAUCCUCUCCCGCGCCGUGUACGCCGAGGAGUACGAGGCGUCGUUGCGCGAGUGCAUGGCCAGCGACCCCGGCCUUGCCAUGAUGCUGCAGAGCCACGCGGCGCACGUGGCGGGCUCCGGCGCCGACCCUCGGAUGCGUGAGCUGGUCGAGGCGGCGCGCGCACUCAAGGGGGAGGCGCCGCCGCCGCUCACCAUCCCGCCGCGGCCGCGCCCUCGGCCGCGUCGGAUUGAAUCGGCGGCGACGGCGGCGCCAGCUGCGGCGGCGCCAGCUGCUGCGGCGGCGGCGGCGGUGGCGGAGGUGCGGGUGUGCCCCUUCAAACAUCGGAGGCUCGACCACGUCGUUUUACGCUGCCGGUCGGUCGAGGCGAUGGCGCGCUGGUACAUCGAGGUGCUGGGCGGGGCGCCCGAGUGGCUCGGCCGCUUCGGCGGCGCGCUGUCGCACGUGCGCGUGGGCGAGUCGCUGAUCGAUUUCGUCGCGAUGGAGAGCAGCCUCGCGUUUGCGAACGGCAGCCCCGCCGCUGAGGCCAGCGCCCUCGACCACUUCGCGCUGCGCUGCGACGACUUUGACGUUCGGGUGGCGCGCGAAUGGCUCGCGGCUCGCGGCGCAGAGGUGGUCUCCUCGGGCAGUCGGUACGGCGCGGACGGUCAGGGCUUCUCUCUCUACGUGAGGGACCCCGAGGGCAACGUCGUCGAGCUGAAGUGUGGUGCAGCGCAGCGCGACUGCGACGGCGUCGUCCUCGUCGCCCUGAGAGUUCACGCGGUCAGCAACCGCUCGGUGAGGGUACAGGUCUGCCCGCAAAAAUAGAAUGGACGGUGCGUGCGUGCAACACAGAGACACGGCUCCAUCAUUGCCAAUAGUAUUGUACUGAACACGUACAAAGAUAGG